AAAGGAAUGAGCUUAGUAAGUUCACGCGGCUCAUUCCGUGGGCCGGAUAGACUGGUUUGAGGCGAAAAGGCAACAAAGACCAACGACAGUCGGUGGGGCGGCUGAGAUCAAACAAAUGAUAGAUAUUUAAGUCGAAGUCCUGUUUCCCGAUCCACUGCUCGCAAAUUGGCACCGCGAAUAAUUAAAUGUUUGUCAAAAGUCCAUUUAUUUAUCGCCUGCCGCCCAUUUCCGCAGGCUGACGGGGGGGCGUUUUUUCCUUCUUACCUAUCGCGAAAAAAAUGGUCAACCUUGCCAGGUUAACUAAGUUAGUUAAUCGUCCUUUAUUUCAUGCCGCGAUUCUGAUUGUAAUAAUUCUCUUAAUUUUCUUGGCGCUGCCGCACUCAUCGUAUACAGGAGCCAGCACCAGCGCGUCCGGGGCAACCCGCCGCGAUCUAGACGCAGUGAAAAAUGAAACUCUUGGGGUACUCCUAUCUACGCGCAGCAAUAUGAUCGUGCCGGUCGCUGAUAUUCCUGCCUCAGUUUGAGAAGGUCUUCUUCAUCAACAUGCCGAACAGACCGGACAAGCGUGACUAUAUAACACUGGCUUCCUCGAUCCUACAGUUCCACCCAGAGCCAGUGAACGGGGUAUUUGCAGACGACAUUGACAAAAAGGCAUAUCCUUCAAAUUGGGAUCAUGGCAAGCGACCAGGUGAGAUGGGGGCCUGGCGGGCGCAUAUGAAUGUCCUGCAAAGAAUAGUACAGGACCGGAUCUCCACCGCAUUCAUCAUGGAGGACGACGCGGACUGGGAUGUCAACUUAAAGAAACAACUUCAACGAUUUGCAUCCGCUUCGCAGUUAGUGCGAGGUGAUACUAGACCAUCGCAUUCACCCUAUGGUGACUCUUGGGACCUUCUGUGGAUAGGACACUGUGGGGUAGCGUUCAAGACCGGACCAAUUCAUGUGACAACGGAUGAUACCACGGUCGUUCCUCUCCCUGAGCUACCACGAUACUGGCACGGUUUUCCUGCGGGUGCUGACAAUGGCACUCGUCUGGUAGCAAGGCUGCAUGAUGGAGUAUGUAGCCUUGGAUAUGCAAUUACCUAUCUUGGAGCCCAAAAGAUUCUUUCUGGCCUUUCCUUGACACCGCAAGGUGAUGGUGCUCCAUUCGACGUGGCGAUAGGUCGGUUCUGCCAAAACGACUGGUUGAGAUGUAUUGCCCCAUUUCCAUCUUUAAUCGGACUAUGGAAGGCGGCUGGUCCAAAGGCAAGGGGGUCGGACAUCCACGAUGACGAUGGUUGGAUCGAAAAGGAGACCCCAGUUGGAACUGUAUACAGUGCCAUGUACAAUGCUGGCCGUCUGUUGAACAGUGAACGCACAGUACAUGCAGUAUUGGAGGACACACCAGCUCAUGAAAUUGACCCCACAAAGUUGGAGUUACCGGAAGGGACGUUGAAGAUGUUUGACAAUACUGGUAUACAUGAGAUUAUCAAGAAGAGUAUAUGAAAAUUAUCCUUCAAGGUCAGCAUUCCAAAGUUCCUUUGAAGGCCUGUGUCACAAACCAUCUUUGCCAAGUAUGCUGGCAAUUACACCAUGAGCCUACAAUACCCUAGGGAUUUCACUAUCUUCUCGAGUUCCUUCCGUACUACACUGCGGGCAGUGCCGCUGAUAGGUGGUAUUUCAGACGCGAAGCUUUGAACCAGUUGGAUUUAUUAAGAAGCAUUUAUGUUUUAUUGACAUUUGAGUCUCUCAUUUAGAAAGACCCAUCCAUCAUGUUGUGCCAUCCUGGGUUCCCAGGUCCUUCUUUCUCACGUACCGGCUUUUAGCUCUUAAUGUCG
Aspergillus caelatus is the source of this 1814-nucleotide messenger RNA. RefSeq lists its product as uncharacterized. The coding region runs from base 544 to 1482 and encodes 312 amino acids. NCBI's taxonomy places the organism in Eukaryota, Fungi, Ascomycota, Eurotiomycetes, Eurotiales, Aspergillaceae. The transcript has 3 exons. The record is from RefSeq and is a predicted model, not a curated record.